GUGCAUGUGGGGGCUGCUUGGGAGCCGCGGCGGCUGCAGCUGGAGCGCGGUGCCAGCCCGUCCCUGGCUCGCUGGGACCGGGCGCGCUGGCCGGAGAGCCCCUCGCGAGCGUCGCCCCACCUGCCCCGGGCUCACCCUUUUUCUCUCGCUCUGACUGCAGCUGACCCCGCGAAGGGAGCCGACAGGGCCCUGGGCUGAAGGAAAUAACCCCACGGAAGGAACAUGAGGUUCCCUUGGAAAUCAUUCAAGAGGAAGGUGGAAGGGGCUAUUUAAAAAGGAUUAAAAGCUGUAGACUGCAAGACUGGGGCCUGAGGGCUGGCAGUGGAAAACCCUGUUGGGUUGCGAUCUCUCACUCAAAAGUUCCAGGUGCCUUUUUGAUUCCUGCAAAAGGAAGGAAACAAAAGAGAAGACCAUGUCCAUAGCCCUGAAACAGGUAUUUAACAAGGACAAGACCUUCCGGCCUAAGAGAAAAUUUGAACCCGGUACACAGAGGUUUGAGCUACACAAACGGGCCCAGGCGUCCCUCAACUCGGGUGUGGACCUGAAGGCAGCCGUGCAGCUGCCCAGCGGGGAGGACCAGAACGACUGGGUGGCUGUACACGUGGUGGACUUCUUCAAUCGGAUCAACCUCAUCUACGGCACCAUAUGUGAGUUCUGCACCGAGCGGACCUGCCCUGUGAUGUCAGGGGGCCCCAAAUAUGAGUAUCGAUGGCAGGAUGACCUCAAAUAUAAGAAGCCGACAGCAUUGCCAGCUCCCCAGUACAUGAACCUUCUUAUGGACUGGAUCGAGGUUCAGAUCAACAAUGAGGACAUAUUUCCAACAUGUGUGGGUGUUCCGUUCCCAAGGAACUUCCUUCAGAUCUGCAAGAAGAUCUUGUGCCGCCUUUUCCGGGUCUUUGUCCAUGUCUACAUCCACCACUUCGACCGAGUCAUUGUGAUGGGCGCAGAGGCCCACGUCAACACCUGCUACAAACACUUCUAUUACUUCGUCACAGAGAUGAACCUCAUAGACCGCAAGGAGCUAGAGCCCUUGAAAGAGAUGACGAGCAGGAUGUGUCACUGAUGCUCCACCUUGCCCUUUGGAAGAAAGGAAAGCCGUUUCCUCCUGGAGCCCUGUGUGGGCAGGAGGUAGACCUCCCUGGCUGAGAGGGCGCAGCAGGGGUGGAGGCAAGCUGUCACUCCUGAGGGACGCUCCCCACUCACUUCGUGUGCUCUUAACCCUCUGAGUGCUGCUAGCCCAGACCUGUGGACCAGGCAGACCACACCGUGAAGGAAGGACCAGCCGCUUGACGCUCUGGCUCAGGAAUCGUCAGGAGGAAGCCUCUGCACUCCAUGCACGUCACAGUUCUGCCUGUGACCUGCCGCCUAAGCUUUACUGGAAUUCAGGUUUUGAGACUGAGAUGCUUAUUUGUACUUUUCCACUUGUCUGUCUUGUCAGCUGGCCGACUUUUCUGUAACUGGUUUUCUAAGUACCGAAUGAAUUUUGGAACUCCAGAUGCCCAGCAAGUUUUUCUGCAACCAGCCUUCUUUUCAGAUCUCUGAAAGCUCCUGCUCUGAUCUUGUGGUUUAACAUUGUGCAGGACUGUGGAGCUCUGAGAGAUCCGAAGUCCCCCCGUUACACCUCCAGCAACAUUCGUACA
This is a messenger RNA of Propithecus coquereli (Coquerel's sifaka), 1640 nucleotides long. RefSeq names its product MOB kinase activator 3B (gene MOB3B). The record is from RefSeq and is a predicted model, not a curated record. Gene Ontology annotation, molecular function: protein kinase activator activity. Gene Ontology annotation, cellular component: nucleus; cytoplasm. The coding region runs from base 413 to 1063 and encodes 216 amino acids. Gene Ontology annotation, biological process: positive regulation of protein phosphorylation; signal transduction. The transcript is spliced from 4 exons. NCBI's taxonomy places the organism in Eukaryota, Metazoa, Chordata, Mammalia, Primates, Indriidae.